Phragmites australis (common reed) is the source of this 1884-nucleotide messenger RNA. RefSeq names its product tubulin alpha-3 chain. Bases 205 to 1557 code for a protein of 450 amino acids. Gene Ontology annotation, biological process: microtubule cytoskeleton organization; mitotic cell cycle. The transcript has 4 exons. Gene Ontology annotation, cellular component: cytoplasm; microtubule. NCBI's taxonomy places the organism in Eukaryota, Viridiplantae, Streptophyta, Magnoliopsida, Poales, Poaceae. The record is from RefSeq and is a predicted model, not a curated record. Gene Ontology annotation, molecular function: GTP binding; structural constituent of cytoskeleton.
AGGCUGGCCGCCGCCGCCUCCCGCGCGCUGCCUAUAAAACGCCGCGGGGGCUGAGCGGGAUGAACACUUCGCAUCGGCGUCUUCACAAACGCCGACCCUUCCUCGCUCGAUCCCCUCUACACGCUCUCCUCCCCCCGACCGCUUCGAGAGAGGUCGCUCGAUCCGAAGGCUUCGCACGCGGUUGCUUGAGGGAAGAGGAGGAAGAUGAGGGAGUGCAUCUCGAUUCACAUCGGGCAGGCCGGAAUCCAGGUCGGGAACGCGUGCUGGGAACUUUACUGCCUCGAGCACGGCAUCCAGCCUGAUGGCCAAAUGCCUGGAGACAGGACUGUCGGACACCACAAUGACUCUUUCAGCACCUUCUUCUGCGAGACCGGCGCAGGGAAGCACUCUCCCCGCGCCAUAUUCCUUGAUCUCGAGCCCACUGUGAUCGAUGAGGUGCGGACUGGUACCUACCGCCAGCUCUUUCACCCUGAGCAGCUCAUCAGCGGCAAGGAGGAUGCUGCCAACAACUUCGCCCGUGGCCAUUACACAGUUGGCAAGGAGAUUGUUGAUUUGUGUCUUGAUCGCAUCCGCAAGCUUGCCGACAACUGCACUGGCCUUCAGGGCUUCCUGGUCUUCAAUGCCGUUGGUGGUGGCACCGGUUCUGGCCUUGGAUCACUCCUCCUAGAGCGCCUGUCCGUGGACUAUGGCAAGAAGUCCAAGCUUGGGUUCACCGUGUACCCGUCUCCCCAGGUGUCCACCUCUGUUGUUGAGCCCUACAACAGCGUGCUGUCCACCCACGCCCUCCUGGAGCACACUGAUGUCUCCAUCCUGCUUGACAACGAGGCCAUCUACGACAUCUGCAGGCGCUCCCUGGACAUUGAGAGGCCCAACUACAGCAACCUGAAUCGCUUGGUAGCUCAGGUGAUCUCAUCGCUGACUUCUUCCCUGAGGUUUGAUGGUGCCCUCAAUGUGGAUGUGACAGAGUUCCAGACCAACCUUGUCCCUUACCCGAGGAUCCACUUCAUGCUGUCCUCCUACGCUCCUGUGAUCUCCGCCGAGAAGGCGUACCACGAGCAGCUCUCGGUGGCGGAGAUCACCAACAGCGCCUUCGAGCCGGCGUCCAUGAUGGCCAAGUGCGACCCACGGCACGGCAAGUACAUGGCGUGCUGCCUCAUGUACCGCGGCGACGUGGUGCCCAAGGACGUGAACGCGGCAGUGGCCACCAUCAAGACGAAGCGCACGAUCCAGUUCGUGGACUGGUGCCCCACGGGGUUCAAGUGCGGCAUCAACUACCAGGCGCCGACGGUGGUGCCCGGCGGCGACCUCGCCAAGGUGCAGCGGGCCGUGUGCAUGAUCUCCAACUCCACCAGCGUCGUCGAGGUGUUCUCCCGCAUCGACCACAAGUUCGACCUCAUGUACGCCAAGCGCGCGUUCGUGCACUGGUACGUCGGGGAGGGCAUGGAGGAGGGGGAGUUCUCGGAGGCCCGUGAGGACCUGGCUGCCCUGGAGAGGGACUACGAGGAGGUCGGCGCCGAGGGCGUUGACGACGAGGGUGACGAGGACGAGGAUUACUGAUCUGCUUGCAGGAAUCGAUUUCUCACUCUAUGAACGUGUUGCGGCGUCGAAAAACCUUCUGUGUUUGCGUCUCAGGUGGUCAGGUUAUAUAGGUAUUCGCUUCUAUGUCGCUGUUGAACUGUUUUAGUACUAUGUCCGUGUUAUGCUGGAAAAAGUAUCUCGCUUAAGCACUGUUUGUUCACUUUACCUUCUAGUCUUGCUUUGACGCAACAUUUCGGCUGAUUUCUGUGACAGCUGUUGAAAUGUGUUCUCAACCACCUGUUUAUGUUCAAACUCUACCAUUUUGGCCCCCUAUGGAGCAUGAAUUUUCUUGAUAGUCAUGUGACA